Molecule: messenger RNA, 1248 nt
Organism: Elgaria multicarinata webbii
Lineage: Eukaryota; Metazoa; Chordata; Lepidosauria; Squamata; Anguidae
Gene: NR2E3
Product: nuclear receptor subfamily 2 group E member 3
Exons: 8
Coding region: 1-1248 (415 amino acids)
Biological process (GO): anatomical structure development; positive regulation of transcription by RNA polymerase II; negative regulation of transcription by RNA polymerase II
Molecular function (GO): zinc ion binding; nuclear receptor activity; RNA polymerase II cis-regulatory region sequence-specific DNA binding
Source: RefSeq, a predicted model, not a curated record
AUGGCUGCCUCCCCCACGGAGCCUGCGAUGAGCAAGGGAAUGGAAGGCAGCCCAUUGGCAGGGCUCGGCUUUCCUCCUGGCAAAGCCGGGAGCCCAGCGUUGCUCUGCAAGGUGUGUGGCGAUACCAGCAGCGGCAAGCACUACGGCAUCUACGCCUGCAACGGCUGCAGCGGCUUCUUCAAGCGCAGCGUCCGCAGGAAGCUCAUCUACAGGUGUCAGGCCGGCACAGGGAUGUGCCCAGUGGACAAAGCGCACAGGAAUCAGUGCCAAGCCUGCCGGCUGAAGAAAUGCCUACAGGCCGGAAUGAACAAGGAUGCUGUACAGAAUGAACGGCAGCCCCGCAGCACAGCGCAGGUGCGCCUUGACGCCAUCGACCUGGACCCCGAACGGCAACCUGAGCAUUUGGCCACGACACGGGAUGCGCCACCGCCGCCACCUUGCCCCUCCCUGCAAAGCCACAGGCUUCCUACCUCCUGCGCCAUGACAGGGGCUUCAAGGGCCCCGGCGCCAACUCCCCCCAGCAACCACCGCUUCAUGGCCAGCCUGAUGACGGCUGAGACUUGUGCCAAAUUGGAGCCAGAGGAUGCUGACGAGAACAUUGAUGUAACAAGCAAUGAGCCGGAGCGUUCAGGCAGUGAGGCUCACGUAUCCCCAUACUCACCUGCCAGCCCCGAGAGCGUCUAUGAAACCUCCGCCCGACUCCUCUUCAUGGCUGUGAAAUGGGCAAAGAACCUACCCGUCUUCUCAAACCUGCCCUUCCGAGAUCAGGUGAUCUUACUGGAGGAAGCUUGGAGCGAGCUGUUCCUGCUUUGUGCCAUCCAGUGGUCUUUACCACUGGAAAGCUGCCCCCUCCUCUCCGUGUCGGAGCUGGCCCCUACCCUCAACGGAAAGCUUGCGUCUGGUGGGAUGGACCUUCGCGCCCUGCAGGAAAUCAUUGCACGCUUCAAAGGGCUGCUGGUGGACCCCACCGAGUUUGCCUGUAUGAAGGCGAUUGUACUGUUCAAACCAGAAACAAGAGGUCUGAAGGAUCCAGACCAGGUGGAGAAUUUGCAGGAUCAGUCCCAAGUCAUGCUGGGACAACAUAACCAGAUCCAUUACCCCAACCAGCCUGUCAGGUUUGGAAAACUGCUGCUGCUCCUGCCAUCACUGAAGUUCAUUUCUUCAGAGCGCAUUGAGUUGCUUUUCUUCCGCAGAACCAUUGGAAACACACCCAUGGAGAAGCUGCUCUGUGACAUGUUCAAAAACUGA